UAGUAAACGGAGGGGCGGAUUUCGGGGCGGCGGCGGCGGUGGUGAUUUCCCGGCUUCCGACACCGAGCCCCUCGGCACACCGGAGGAGAGACUGCGCGAUGUCGAACCGCAAGCACCGGGACAACCAGGAGAUCUGCGCCCGCAAGGUCCGCGAGUUGGCCCAGUCCGGAGUAAACAAACACUGCUUCGAGUGCAGCCAGCCCGGGGUGACGUACACCGACAUCACGGCGGGCUGCUUCGUGUGCACGUCGUGCUCCGGAAUGCUGAGAGGCCUCAACCCUCCCCACAGGGUCAAAUCCAUCUCCAUGACUACCUUCUCCCAACAGGAAGUGGAGUUCCUCCAAAACCAUGGCAACGAGGUCGGGAGGAGGACUUGGUUGUGCGUGUUUGACCCAAAGACGGACGGCUGCUCCGACAUGAAGGACUCUCAGAAGUUCAAAGAGUUCCUGCAGGACAAAUACGAGAAGAAAAAGUGGCAUUUUUCCAAAAGUAUGAACCGGAGGGACGUCGAGGGUCCUUGGAGCCCGGGGGUCCAGGCAGCGCUCCCUCCCCAUGGGCCCUUGACCAGCCACGCCCCCUCCCACAACCUGGCCCCCAACGCCCGGUCCACCAGGCCGCUGGUGAGAGGCGCCGCGUGUCCUUAUUGGGAUGGAGUUCCGGCCUUUUCCCCCGCCGACAUGGGGGGGGACGUGUUGCCCGUUCCCCCGUUGGCCCCCCAAAGUUUCAGAGACCCCCCCCUAAAAGACCCCGGGGGGGGGGGGAAAGAGGGGCAGGGCCCGGGCUCGCUUUUUUGGGGGCUUGGAGUUAAGACCCCCUUCCCCUCCUUCCCGGCCCCCCCGGGGCCCUCAGCCAGUAGCUCUUUCAAAAAACACUUCACUUUGGGUCGCACUGUUUCGGCCUCGGGGGCGUCGGGGCCCUUCAGGGCCUUUCCCAAGUCCCUCAGCGUGGACUUUGGAGGUCUGACGCAUCCCCAUCAGUCGGCUCUGCCCCACUCUCGGUCCCAGCAGCAGGCCGGAAGCGUCGGCACGGCGACGAUGCCGCCGCCACGAGUCGGCAGCUCCAACCCCCAGGACCGAUACGCCGCCGUGUCCCACCUGGACAACUGCUUCACCGACACACCGCCGGUCGCUGCUCCACCGGGUGGCCCGCCGCAGUACAGCGCCAUCUUCGGCAGCAGGCCCUCGGCCGGCUCAACUCCUGCCAGCUCCCCCGGUGUCGAUACAGCGUCCAGCUCCCAAACCUUUGCAAAUUUCCCCAACCCAUUCAGCUCCAGCUCGGCUUCCCAGCAGCCCGGCGCCCUCUCCCCCAGUAACCCCUUCAGCAACGCGUCCGGAGGGGACUCCAGCUCGUUUGUCACCUCGCCCACCUCAGUGUUUCCCCCGAAUACCCAGAAUGCAUUUCACCCCGAGUCGGCCAGCAACCAGGAGGCCAACGGUUUCGCCGCCUUCCCCGCGCCCGACUCUCAGCCCAAAGUCCCCCGGCCGAUGUCGGUGAACCCGUUCACGGGCAACGUUUACCCCAGUCGAGGGACGUCGCGAAACCCUUUCAUCUGACCCCCCCCCCCCCCCACUGUCUGUGUUUACGUGCAGGUGGACGCAAAAAAGAAGAAAAUGUGUGGAUGUGAUUCUGAAAUGUGUGUGUGUGUGUGUGUGUGUGUGAGAGAGAGAGACCACCUACCGUGUUUGUACCAUGUGACAUUAUGUCAAAAAAAGUGUUUUCUUGUGUGCCGAUAGACGCAAACCUCAGGGCUCAGUGGGAGUCAUGAUAAACUUUUUUUCUUUUGCAGAAACGCACAUAUAUGCCACACACAUACAUGUCGCUUUAAUCUCCUGCUUUAAAAAAAAAAAAAAAAAAGCACCCGGCAGCGAACGCAUCACCGUGUGUCUCCGGUGUCUCAGCCGUCCAGAGGAAGAGCCAGUUGAGACCCUGCAUUGCGUGUCUCUAGAGAGGGUCAUAAACAGCCUUAAUUGUCUCCUGAUGCAUGUGGGCUGGGUUUUGUUUGUUUGUUUGUUUGUUUUCCUCUGGGUUCGCAUACGUCACUGUUUUUAAUAUAAUUUUUAAGUUGAUCCUAUUCGAAGGAUAAUCUUGUGUUUUCCACUUCCUAUAGCUGCAUGCGCUUAGAGGGCUAACAGGAGAUACUACUGAAUGUAAAACGAAAUUUCAGAGUUAUUUAAAUGUGUGUAAAAGAAGAAAUACGUUCCUGGCUUCAUGUUCUGGACCAAAGUCCUUCUCUGCUUUUUUUUUUUUUUUUUUGGUUGUCAUGGAGGCAAAGUUGAUUUUCUCUUAAUUUGCCAAGAUGGAAAAGAGAUUCAUCUGUCUUUGUAAUGACAAGUACUCAUGCUCAUAAAAUCUGUUUUUGCUUCUUAAGA
Gasterosteus aculeatus aculeatus (three-spined stickleback) is the source of this 2369-nucleotide messenger RNA. The record is from RefSeq and is a predicted model, not a curated record. Lineage: Eukaryota; Metazoa; Chordata; Actinopteri; Perciformes; Gasterosteidae.